AUUUUGCAAGUUGGCUGGGCGGCUAACCUUAAUGAUUGCCAUUCACUUCCUCUUGAGCUCCUUCUACACUCGCUCCUCUAUCUUCCCACUCACCCAAAAACAUCAAAAUUUCCAUGGCAAAUUUUCAUCUCCAGGCCAUUCUUUAUCCACUCUUUCUCAUACAAUUCCUUGCUUUUCUACUUCUCCAAUCAUCUACUCAUGGUCUAGCAACUAAUUAUUUCAUAAACUGUGGAUCAGAGUCCAGUGUUAGGCUCGAUGAUGGCCGAGAAUUUGUGGGUGAUGAAAAUUCUGAUUCCUUCUCUCCAGGAUCUGGUGUUUCUAUUAGCAACAGUUCAGUAUUACCUCAGAACACUUCUCUUCUCUAUCAAACUGCAAUAGUUUACAAGAAACUGUCAUCAUAUGAUCUCAAAAACAUCGCUGAUAGUGGCACAUACAUUGUACGUCUUCAUUUCUUACCGUUCAACUCCAAAACGGUUAAUCUUUCUGAUGCUUUGUUCAAUGUUUCUACUUCAUCAAAAUUCUUGCUCUUAUCUAAUUUUAGUGUCAAGAACACUACCCAUUUACCGGUGAUAAAGGAGUUCUUUCUCAUUAUGAACUCAGGCAAGUUCAGUAUCUAUUUUAUACCUGCUACAAAGACGUCCUUUGCUUUUGUUAAUGCCAUGGAAGUCAUUCUUCUUCCUCAGAACUUCACCAUGGAUGAACAUGUGAACGCAGUCCCUGCUUUACAGACACUGUACAGGAUCGAUGUUGGACAGGUUGGUAAUAUUGAUGAUCCCUUGUGGAAGAAGUGGGAGGGGGAUGAUCAAUAUCUACUUCCAGGAUCUUCUGCAAAAAAUUUUUCUUCUUCUAGUUCUCUUAAGCUUCGUCAGGAGCCCAAAGCUGUUGAAGAUAUGGCCCCGGAUCUUGUGUACAAGACCUGCAAAGAAGUGAGUACAGGGAACAUAACUUGGCGUUUCUAUGUGCAAAAGCAAGCUACACAUCUUGUUCGCCUGCACUUCUGCGAUAUUGUCAGCCUAUCACCUGGUCUUUGGAAGAUUGAUCUUUAUAUUUAUACAAAACUCAUGCAGAGCAUUGAUUCUGAAAAAAGUUAUAUCAGUUUGGCAACUCCAUAUAUCAGAGAUUUGGUUGUUCAAUCUGAUGAUUCUGGAUAUAUAAACUUCAGUAUUGGAAUUAAUGAUGAAUCUAGUGAGAAAGUUGCCUUUCUAAAUGGAUUGGAGAUUUUGGAGAUUUUAACAAAUACAAGCAUACAUCAAAGCAGCAAACAUCAUGAUCUUGUAAUUGGUUUUUCAGUUGGGGGUGCGGUUCUGAUUUCCAUUUUGAUAGCCUUAUUCUUGUUUAUUGUGAAACGUAGGAAAGCUAAGCCUGUUCAAGCUAUGCAUCAGAAGAAUGAGGCUCCUCCUGACAAGUCUGCCUGCCCUGUUCCUAAUUUGAACCUCAAGUUAAAGAUGCCUUUGUCUGAAAUACUUGCUGCUACUAGCACCUUUGACACAAAGUUGCUGAUCGGUGAGGGUGGAUUUGGUAAAGUUUACAAAGGAACUCUUCCAAAUGGAACCAAAGUAGCUGUGAAACGAAGCAAUUCAAGCCAUGGCCAAGGUCUUCCAGAAUUCCAAACUGAGGUUACUGUCUUAUCCAAAAUUAGCCACCGCCACCUUGUUUCCUUAAUCGGGUAUUGCUACGAAGGAUCUGAAAUGAUUCUGGUUUAUGAAUUUAUGGAAAAGGGUACUCUAAGAGAUCACCUAUACAUCUGGAAAGAGAACUGCAAGAGUGAAUCUACACAACCUUAUUUGACUUGGAAGCAAAGGCUUGAAAUCUGCAUAGGUGCAGCCAAGGGUCUCCAUUACCUUCACACUGGUUCAGAUGGAGGAAUCAUUCACCGCGAUGUUAAAUCAACAAACAUUUUGCUUGAUGAACAUUACGUGCCAAAAGUAGCUGACUUUGGCCUUUCCCAACUAGGUCCUCCUGAUCCCGACCACCGUGGAAUGAGUUUGAUAGGUAGCUUUGGCUAUCUUGAUCCUGAAUAUGUGAGAACUCUUCAGUUAACUGAUAAAUCCGAUGUAUACUCCUUUGGAGUUGUGCUUCUUGAAGUUCUUUGUGCUCGGCCACCUAUUGUCAACUCCUCUAAGACGGAGGAAAUAAACUUAGCUGAUUGGGGAAUGUUCUGGCAAAGAGAAGGGCAACUAGAAAAAAUCAUUGAUCCUUCAUUGGCUGGUCAGAUUAAUCCUAGCUCCCUGAGUAAGUUCGGCGAAAUAGCUGAGAAAUGCUUGAAGAAAGAAGGAGCUGACAGGCCUACGAUGAAUGAAGUGUGGUGGGACUUGGAAUAUACACUGCAGCUGCUACAAACUGCAGUGCCCAGAGAACCAUACGAGGAUACUACCACAGACGUUUCAUCAAAUUUUCUGAUGAGUCUGAGCUAUAACAGUUGCCUCAGUGGAGAUGAAUCCAUUGUAGGUGGUGAUGAAACAGACUCCAAGCUUGUGUUCUCACAGUCGAUGACUGAUGGUCCAAGAUAAUCUCAGGGGCAUCUAAAAUAAGUUGUAUCUUAUACAUCAAUUGUUAAAAUUUGAGUCUCUCAUUCUCCUUCACUUCCAAAAAGCCAACAAGAAUGAGUUUUGCCUAAAAGAUUUGUGUAUUAAAAAUUAA
This is a messenger RNA of Manihot esculenta (cassava), 2640 nucleotides long. RefSeq names its product probable receptor-like protein kinase At2g23200. Gene Ontology annotation, molecular function: ATP binding; transmembrane receptor protein tyrosine kinase activity. The record is from RefSeq and is a predicted model, not a curated record. Bases 114 to 2510 code for a protein of 798 amino acids. Lineage: Eukaryota; Viridiplantae; Streptophyta; Magnoliopsida; Malpighiales; Euphorbiaceae. The transcript has a single exon. Gene Ontology annotation, biological process: protein autophosphorylation. Gene Ontology annotation, cellular component: plasma membrane; plasmodesma.